AUCGCUAGCUGGUGUGUAUAUAAACGUGUUGUUGCAUAACACGCGGUGAAGAUACUAUAUGGGGAGCAGCAGCGUCGACGGAGCCGGCGAGAUGUGCUUGGAAGCUGGCGGCGGCAGGGCGGGGAGGCGCGGCGGGAAGAAGGCGGCGGAGAUGAAGGCCGCCAAGCAGCCGCAGCGCGGGCUCGGCGUCGCGCAGCUGGAGAAGAUCCGGAUGCAGAACCAGAUGAUCGCCGCCUACCGCUCCGGCCUGCCCCCGCCGCCGCAGCAGCAGCAGCUGCCGUACGCCGCUGCCGUGCCCGGUGUCCCGACGGCCGGCGCCGCAUCGUCCUUCCAGCCCUAUCUAGCUGGCUGCUUUGAGGCGAUGGACCGGAGGAUCGCCGACGUGCAGUACAGCCAGUACUACGCGGAGAACCUGCUGCCCAACAGCUCCAGCCGUCCGCCGGCGACGUCGCCGCUCUUCGUCGUCCAUGACUCGUCGUCGUCGGGCCAGAGGCAGCAUACGCCUCAUGAGUAUGACUACUGGAUGCGCCCCAGCCACGAGUCCAGCGGACGCAGCGGCGCAGGGAGCACCGAAGAGCUAGAUCUGGAGCUGAGGCUGUAGGUGACGCGCGCCACAUUGAGCUCGAUAGAUCGAAGUGUCUACUAAUUAAUCAUGUGUCCGUGCAUGCAUGGGCGAAGCGCCAUGCGAGGGAGGGAGGAUCAGAGGAGGGCCUUAGAAUUAGAUUGAUCGAUUAGCUAUCGAACUGGGGCUACCAGAGUUAGCUGCUGCUUAAUUUGCUGACGGCCGGAAUGGCUGAUACUUUCGUGCUGGAACUGUGGGAUCAUCACUGAUAAACGUAUGCUGGUAUGCACGACCGAUAUAUGCAUGUAAAUCUUGUUUAACACCUUAUUAAUUGAAAAGGUUACUAGUUUGUAGAGGAAA
Hordeum vulgare subsp. vulgare (domesticated barley) is the source of this 922-nucleotide messenger RNA. Its product is annotated as protein SPEAR1-like. Gene Ontology annotation, molecular function: DNA-binding transcription factor activity. Bases 59 to 601 code for a protein of 180 amino acids. NCBI's taxonomy places the organism in Eukaryota, Viridiplantae, Streptophyta, Magnoliopsida, Poales, Poaceae. The record is from RefSeq and is a predicted model, not a curated record. The transcript has 2 exons.